Messenger RNA from Dermochelys coriacea (leatherback sea turtle), 6981 nucleotides. RefSeq names its product WD repeat domain 35 (gene WDR35). Gene Ontology annotation, biological process: intraciliary retrograde transport; non-motile cilium assembly; protein localization to cilium. The transcript is spliced from 27 exons. Gene Ontology annotation, molecular function: protein binding. The record is from RefSeq and is a predicted model, not a curated record. Lineage: Eukaryota; Metazoa; Chordata; Testudines; Dermochelyidae. Gene Ontology annotation, cellular component: intraciliary transport particle A; non-motile cilium. Bases 284 to 3796 code for a protein of 1170 amino acids.
CACCGGCUGCUCUGGGCGGCCCCGGCCUCAAACCGGGACGCGACGGGGGGCUGCCCGAGCCCCGUCCCCGCUCUCCGCGCCGGCGGGGAGCGGGGUCAGGCGGGCCGGGAGGGACAGAACGUGCCUCCGCCCCGGAAGUGAACGUGUUUACUUCCGGGGGCGGGCUCCGGCGGCGGUUGCCAGGGAAGCCGGGUUGCUAGGGCGGCAGCGGUAACACGCUCCCCUUUCAGGCACCCCCAGGCCUCCCGCUGCCCCCCGUUUCCCCGCCCCUGGUCUCCGCAGGAUGUUCAUCUACCUGAGCAAAAAGAUUGCAAUUCCUGGUAACGUUCGGCUAAGAUGUAUAUCUUGGAACAAGGACCAAGGUUUCAUAGCAUGUGGUGGAGAAGAUGGAUUGUUGAAAGUUUUAAAAUUAGAAACACAGACAGAUGAAGCUAAAUUAAAGGGACUUGCUGCUCCUAGCAAUCUUUCAAUGAAUCAGACCCUUGAAGGUCACAGUGGUUCUGUGCAAGUGGUGACCUGGAAUGAACAGUACCAAAAACUAACUACCAGUGAUCAAAAUGGGCUCAUCAUUGUGUGGAUGUUAUAUAAAGGUGCUUGGUAUGAGGAGAUGAUCAACAAUAGAAAUAAAUCUGUUGUUCGAAGUAUGAGCUGGAAUGCUGAUGGACAAAAGAUUUGUAUUGUGUACGAAGAUGGGGCUGUGAUUGUUGGUUCAGUGGAUGGUAAUCGUAUUUGGGGGAAAGAUUUGAAAGGUUCACAACUGUGCCAUGUAGCAUGGUCCUCAGAUAGCAAAAUUCUACUCUUUGGAAUGGCAAAUGGAGAAAUUCAUAUUUAUGACAACCAAGGGAAUUUUAUUAUGAAAAUGAAACUGAAUUGUUUGGUGAACAUAACUGGAGCAUUCAGUAUUGCCGGAAUACAUUGGUACCCUGGUACAGAGGGCUAUACUGAGCCAGAUUGCCCUUGCCUUGCUAUCUGUUUUGACAAUGGAAGAUGCCAGAUAAUGAGACAUGAGAAUGACCAAAACCCUGUUUUGAUUGACACUGGUAUGAAUGUAGUGAGUAUCCAAUGGAACCACUGUGGAAGUGUGUUGGCUGUGGCAGGCUUCCAAAAAGCAACUACUCAGGAUAAAGAUGUAAAUCUUGUGCAAUUCUACACUCCAUUUGGUGAGCAUUUGCGUACAUUGAAAGUUCCUGGCAAGCAGAUGUCAGCAUUGUCCUGGGAGGGAGGUGGACUGAAGAUUGGGUUAGCUGUUGAUUCUUUUAUAUAUUUUGCAAACAUUCGACCAGAUUACAAGUGGGGUUACUGCUCCAACACAGUGGUUUAUGCAUAUACCCGACCGGAUCGUCCUGAAUACUGUGUGGUUUUUUGGGAUACAAAAAACAAUGAAAAGUAUGUGAAAUAUGUCAAGAGUCUGAUUUCCAUAACCACUUGUGGAGACUUCUGCAUUUUGGCAACUAAAGCUGAUGAAAACCAACCUCAGUACGUGCUGGUUCUUUGCAAUUCUAUUGGUACACCCCUCGAUCCAAAAUAUAUUGACAUUGGACCAUUAUUUGUUACAAUGACCAAAACCCAUGUGAUAGCAGCUUCAAAAGAAGCAUUUUAUAUAUGGCAAUACCGUGUUGCCAAGAAGCUCACAGCAAUGGAAAUUAAUCAGGUAGCACGGACUAGAAAAGAAGGCAGAGAGAGGAUUUAUCACAUUGAUGAUAUCCCUUCUGGAGCUGCAGAUGGAGUGCUUGAUUACAGCAAGGCCAUUCAAGGAACAAGGGAUCCAAUCUGUGCAAUAUCCACAUCUGAUAAGACACUAAUUGUGGGGCGUGAAUCUGGCACCAUUCAGAGAUACAGUCUUCCUAACGUUGGAUUAGUUCAGAAGUAUGUCCUGAACUGUCGGGCCUAUCAAAUGUCUUUGAAUUGCAACUCCAGUCGUCUUGCUAUCAUAGACCUUUCUGGAGUUCUAACUUUCUUUGACUUGGAUACACGGGUAACAGACAGUACAGGACAGCAAGUCGUAGGCGAGCAGCUGAAGUUGGAACGCAAAGAUGUCUGGGAUAUGAAAUGGGCCAAAGAUAAUCCAGACUUAUUUGCUAUGAUGGAGAAAACAAGAAUGUAUGUUUUCAGAAACUUGGAUCCUGAGGAACCCAUUCAGACUUCUGGAUAUAUUUGCAACUUUGAAGAUUUAGAAAUUAAAUCUGUUCUUUUGGAUGAAAUAUUGAAAAAUCCUGAACAUCCUAACAAAGAUUACAUAAUUAACUUUGAGAUCCGAUCACUACGAGACAGUCGAGCAUUGAUUGAGGAGGUCGGGAUUGAAGAGUCUUCCCAAUUCAUAGAAGAUAAUCCACAUCCUAGACUUUGGCGCCUCCUGGCCGAAGCCGCUCUUCAGAAGCUAGACCUACAAAUUGCUGAACAAGCAUUUGUGCGCUGCAAAGACUAUCAAGGCAUUAAAUUUGUGAAAUGCCUAGGCAAUCUGCAGAGCCAGUCAAUGAAGCAAGCUGAAGUGGCAGCUUACUUUAGCCGGUUUGAAGAAGCUGAAAGAAUGUAUUUGGAUAUGGACAGAAGAGAUCUUGCUAUUGGUCUUCGGAUAAAACUUGGAGACUGGUUUCGAGUAUUGCAGCUAUUGAAAACAGGCUCAGGCGAUGCAGAUGACACUCUUCUUGAACAAGCACAUAAUGCUAUUGGAGACUAUUUUGCAGACAGACAAAAAUGGAUAAAUGCUGUACAAUAUUAUGUACAAGGAAGAAACCAGGAACGUUUAGCUGAAUGUUACUACAUGCUAGAAGACUACCAAGGACUAGAGAAUCUGGCUAACUCGCUUCCAGAAAAUAACAAGUUACUUCCUGACAUAGCUCAUAUGUUUGUCAGAGUGGGGAUGUGUGAACAAGCUGUGACUGCCUUUCUGAAAUGUAAUCGACCAAAGGAUGCUGUAGAUACCUGUGUACAUCUCAACCAGUGGAAUAAAGCCGUUGAGUUGGCUAAAAAUCACAAUAUGAAAGAGAUUGGAUCCUUGCUAGCUAGAUAUGCAUCUCAUUUACUGGAAAAGAAUAAAAUCCUUGAUGCCAUAGAACUCUAUCGUAAAGCCAACUAUUUUUUUGAUGCUGCUAAACUCAUGUUCAAGAUUGCAGAUGAAGAGGCAAAGAAAAGGACUAAACCUUUACGAGUCAAAAAGCUUUAUGUAUUAUCAGCUUUACUUGUAGAACAGUACCAUGAACAAGUGAAAAAUGCACAGAGGGGAAAAGUUAAAGGAAAGAGUUCAGAGGCUACUUCAGCUUUAGCUGGUUUGCUAGAGGAAGAUGUUCUUUCUUCAGCUAAUCGCCUCACAGAUAAUGCCUGGCGAGGAGCUGAGGCUUAUCAUUUUUUUAUACUUGCACAAAGACAGCUCUAUGAAGGUUAUGUAGACAUGGCAAUGAAAACAGCCCUUCACCUGCGAGAUUAUGAAGACAUUAUCCCUGCAGUUGAGACCUAUUCCCUUUUGGCACUCUGUGCAUGUGCCAAUAGAGCAUUUGGUACUUGUUCAAAAGCCUUUGUUAAACUGGAAUCCUUAGAAACCCUUAGCCCUGAACAGAGACAGCAAUAUGAAGAUCUUGCACUGGAGAUAUUCACUAAACACUGUCCUAAACAUACCAAAAAAUCUGAUCUGGAUGGUCUUCUGGAGGGUGGAGAAGGGAAACUUCCAACAUGUGUUGCAACAGGAAGAUCUAUCACAGAGUAUCAAUUCUGGAUGUGCAAUGUGUGCAAGCACUGCGUGCAGGCCAAAGAAAUAAGCAAUUACAACUUCUGUCCUUUGUGCCAUAGUUCAGUGACAUAGUAAAAGAAAAAGAAUUGUGAGGUGUGUCCUUGUGUAUGUACCAUUACAAACAUAAAAAAGACUUCAAGAUUUCAAAGUGUGUUAUGAACUGUAAUACAGGCACUAUACUGUUACAAGAUGCUACUAAGAUUAUUAGAGAAAAAUCUUUCUUAGAAAGAAACUAGAAUGACAAGAGACCUGAAAAAGAUGUAAUUGUGAAUCCCCUUUUAUAAAAAUGAGUUAACAGGGUUUUUUCUAAGACUAAAAACAAACAAAAUGAGUGCAUGCUUAUUUCUAUCUAUGUUUCCUUUGAGACACUCUAGGGGCUUGUCUACCAGGGAAGUUAGUAGGCAGUAAGCUAGGGUAUAAAUUUAAAAUACAGUAGCUACUUUGCAUUAACUCCCCAUGUGGAUAUUCUUAUUAUGCACCAAGAGUGCCCAUGGUGUUGCUGGAAGAUUUUGAUUAAAUUAUAAUAAGCCCGGGAUGUUGCUUAGAAACACUGCUUUUAAUUUGAAACCCUUUAUUUCCAAUUUAUCUAUUCCGAUAUUAAAGGUUGUGACCCGCCCUAAGGGAUUUUCCAGGGAAAGCCACAGUUAGCCAACUUUCCCUUGAAGGACACGGAUACAGCCCUCCGAUCAAGAAUAGGCAACAAGCAAUAAAUUCUGUGAAAACAAAAAUAUUUGUUUAGAAGCGAUUAGUUACAGUAAAAGUAGAGAGAGAGGUAAUAAAGUUACAAUAUAAACAUGAAGCGGCAUGGCAAAUAAAGACAGCACUACAGUCACAUGUAGUAUAACAAUAAUCACACACGUAAUACUCUAUAUCUUAUAACAAACAUAUAACAGUACAUCAAUGAAUAUUAACUACUUAAAAACUAAACAUGCACCAAGUACUGAUCAGACAGUCAUUAAAUGGGUAGGGAGAUCUCACUCAGAGCAGAGGCAUCAAGCGUUAUUUACACUUUAAACCCACACGCUCUAGGAUGCUAAAAUAAAAGACAAUUAAAUGUACGGAAGCCUUCUUAAAAAUCCUUCUGAAUCAUCUUACAAAGGUCCUUCUGCUCUGUCUGAGGCUAGGGUGCGGUGCCUAGGGAGCGUGGUCUGGGCUCUGAGCUGCUGCCUUCUCCUGAGGUAGUGUCUCCCCUCAGGCAGGAGGGACAGAAGCCUGUUGAUCACAGCUGCUGGGCUGCUGCGGAGGCUUCCUGCUGGCUGGGUGGCAGAAAUGGCCAUUGCCAGGGGGCGACCCUGGACUCCUGGGUCGGCAGCUGCUGUUAUGCCUGCCUUUCAAGCAGCCUCUUCUUCGCUGGGUUUUGCUGAUGCUGCAGCCGCUGUCCUGUAAGCGCUUUUCUUCCUUGGAGGUGUUUGGCAGAGCUCUGCUCUCUUGCUGUUCCUGGUCCCCUCCAGAGCUGUAGCCUGCUGGCUGCUGCCUUUAUAUAUGAUUUUAGCUCAUUAGCUAUUAAUUUAUUAUCAUAAUUCAGCCAAUCAGCUUUCAGGGAUUUGCAUAUGCUAACAUAUGGCAUGAGAAUCGACACAUGGCACUCAAGCUCAGCCAGUUUCCAGAGAUUAGCAUAUGCUAAUUAGUCACAUGUACAGAAAGCUCUUUCCCUGUCUCUGUCCCAUAGACUUCUAUGGGCUCAAUACAUCCUUAUGGGGGUUUUCAGCUGACCUUUGGUGGAACCCUAGCUACUUCCUGUCUGGAAGUCGUAUUGGUUUCUGUGGGCAACAGUGUAUUCCUAUGGGGUUUUGCUGGGUCAUUCCCCAUCAGAAGUGAUGUAAUACCUUGCCUUGAUUGCCUCAUCCCUAUUCAUUUCUAUGGGCUCCCAUGUCUUCCUAUGGGAUUUCCCACUACAUUACAUAACCCUAUGGCCACCAUUACUUUAUUUUCUAAUUUAAACUAUUUAAUGAAAGCUUUAUUUUUAAAUCUAACCACUGUUCUAAGCAUGUCAACGGUUCCUGACACUACCCCCACUCAUUUUAUGUCCAAUUAAACAAUUUUAUAAUUUUUCUGAAUUUAACCCCCUUCUGAGGUUUUUCUGCAGAUUUUCCCAUUUACAGUUGAUAAAGCAUUUUGGGCAACGGAGGCAAAAUCUCUUGUCACAAUGGGGUGUUUAAGCUUAAUGCGCUUUAAAAUGUAUUAAGCUAAAGUGCACAAAGGCACUUUUAGUGUACAGUAAGCUUGUCUACAUGAGAAGUUAGUGCAGAACAACUAAUGCAUUGUAACACCCUAGCUUGCUGUUAAUUAACUGCUCCAUGUAGACAAGCUCUUGGUUAUGGGAGCUUCAUUCUUCUUUUUUAUAAUAUACAUUCAGUAGAAAAAAUAUUGGUUUUCCCAAAAUAUACAGAUGGACUCUUGGAGUAAAGAAUUUCCAGAUGGGACCAAUAUUGAAGUAGCACCCUUUAUAACCUUGAUAUCAUUCUUUUGUACAUUUUCCUAUAACUUUUUUUUUAAAUACAAUGAAAAUAUUCUAGUCUAGUUAUAGUUAGAACCAAAUAUUUAUGCUGCAGUCUUUUUUCUAAACACAUAUUUACAAGUACAGUACUGACAAAGGACCUCUAAGAGGUGAUCUGUCAAGAAACUAGGGUUUAUAAUCUGAAUUCUUGGGCUCUCUCUCUUUUGGAUCUGUUAACUGUUUGUUUCACAUUUAUGUAACCAGGUUGAAUCACCCAUGGUUAGUAAUAACAGAAACCAGCUACCAGCUGACAGCUCUUAGUGAACUCUAUGAUACAAAUUAGCAGCCUCAAUCAACUGGCAGAUCAUGUGUUCACACAGGCAGAUAAUGUGUUCAUGUCACACUGUCAUAAUUGUCAUCCUUGUUUGGCAGUAUGAAUGGCAAUUGAAGGGAUAUGGAGAUUGAAUUAGUCUGUCAUCUUUCCUACUUUGUAGAAUUGAGCCACACUGCGGGCAGAGUGUGGUGAAGCUUACACUGCAGCUCUACAUAUUCUUCAAAUAGAUAGAGCACUUCAGUGUUCAGUCUUGUCAGUCUGGUAUCUUUCACAAGCACUAAAUUCACUUUAAGGAGGAUUAUAUUUUUGAGGAAAGCUUCUCAGGAGUCUUGUUUUCUCUUGGUUUGUCUUUCUGGGUGAAAAAUUACCUUUGUAAUAUCCAUAAGAUAAAUCUUUGGUUCUUUUGAAUAGUUUAUUCCUCCUGUAUGGAAAAGCUUUAUAUGUGAAAAAUAUACCAUGAAAUAAAAAUCUGAUUUUCUACACUGA